AUGUCUACCCAACAGGUGCCAGCGAAGGACGAACCGGUCACAACAUCCAUUGCCAAGUCCGCCGAACCAUCAUCGCUAGACAAAUCCGUCAAAACAUCCAUCAUCAUUUUAUCAGACACUCAUGGCAUGACCCUCGACGGGAGGGUUCUGAGCCAGGUCGCAGACGUCUGUAUUCAUGCGGGAGAUUUGACUGAACAAUCAUUAUUAGAAGAAGUUCGGACCACAAUCGCGCUACUAUGCAGGAUCAAAGCGCCGCUAAAGCUCGUUAUUGCCGGAAACCAUGAUUUUACACUCGACACCUUGAGUUUUCAGAAGAAACUCCAGGCAAUCCAGCCACCUCUCGAACCAGAUCUAGUGAAGAAAUCUUACGGCGAUUAUGAAGAAGCCAGGCAGCUACUCAUUGACGCAAAGGAGGAGCAUGGCAUCCACCUGCUUAACGAGGGAACGCACGCCUUCGAGUUGCAUAAUGGCGCCAAACUCCGCGUGUACGCCAGUCCGUACACGCCAUCCCUAGGUGAUUGGGGCUUUCAGUAUCACCCGAAUAUAGGUCACGACUUCGCUAUCAAAGACGGGACUAAUAUUGUUAUCACUCAUGGGCCACCGCGGGGCAUUCUGGACCGCACUGAUUCCCGAGAGCGAGCCGGGUGCCCAGACCUCUUUGCGGCCGUGGCCAAGGUAAAACCACAGAUACACUGCUUCGGGCAUAUUCACGAAGGGUGGGGUGCGAAGAUGGUCGCUUGGAGAAGAAGAUUAAGCGACAAGCCGUCUUUUCUUUCGGAUAUUGACAACACAGCCUCCUAUGUCAUUGAGCAGCUCAGUACACUUCACGAGACCAUGUUCGAUACCUCCGAAGAUGCCAACUGCAAGAAGGCGAAACUUGAGAGAUACACAGCGCAGAAGUACUGCAGCGCAAGCUGUUCCGAGAAGGAUGUUGGCAAGACGUUGUUUGUGAACGGGUCCAUCAAAGGCGACUCCUACGAGGAUCUCCAUUUACCUUGGCUUGUGGACGUCCUGCUGCCACGGGAGUCGCAUUUAGUAUCGGUUACUGACCACUUGAUCAAUGCUGAUUCUGCCUCCUCAAGUGGCUCUGGCUUUGGCACGGAAGGGGCUACCCUUACCACGCAUGUCAGCAAGAAGCGUGCUUUGGAUUGCGAACAGCCAUCAGAUGCGGAAUCACAGCGGGAGCAAGCUAGGAAAAAGACGUGCCCUGAGAGCGACUAA
Cordyceps fumosorosea ARSEF 2679 is the source of this 1221-nucleotide messenger RNA. Its product is annotated as Metallophosphoesterase. Lineage: Eukaryota; Fungi; Ascomycota; Sordariomycetes; Hypocreales; Cordycipitaceae. The record is from RefSeq and is a predicted model, not a curated record. Gene Ontology annotation, molecular function: hydrolase activity. Bases 1 to 1221 code for a protein of 406 amino acids. The transcript has a single exon.